This is a messenger RNA of Temnothorax curvispinosus, 762 nucleotides long. Its product is annotated as odorant receptor 4-like. The record is from RefSeq and is a predicted model, not a curated record. The transcript has 5 exons. Lineage: Eukaryota; Metazoa; Arthropoda; Insecta; Hymenoptera; Formicidae. The coding region runs from base 1 to 543 and encodes 180 amino acids. Gene Ontology annotation, cellular component: plasma membrane. Gene Ontology annotation, biological process: sensory perception of smell; detection of chemical stimulus involved in sensory perception of smell. Gene Ontology annotation, molecular function: olfactory receptor activity; odorant binding.
AUGCACUUUUGCGUGCAGUCGGACAUACUCGUGACGUUAAUGAAUGAUUUCGUGAAUGAGAGUCGACCGGAAAACUUGAACAAGAAGUUGGCCAUUGUCGUGGAACAUCAAAUAAAAAUAAGAAAUUUCUUACAAUUGGUGCAGAAUGCCAUUCAGUGUCCGAGUUUAAUAGAAGUCCUGGGGUCUACUUUCAUGCUAUGCCUCAUAGGAUAUUACGUGAUCACGGAAUGGGAAAAUCAUAAUAUUGUUGGACUGUGCUCAGUUACCCUUGGGCUAACAAUGGUCUGUUUCAACAUAUUUAUAUAUUGCUACAUGGGCGAGCAAGUCGUCGAUCAGGGAGACAAAGUCGCAUUAACAGCAUGUACCUUGGAAUGGCAUCAUCUUCCGGAUGCAAAAGCGCGAUCAUUGAUUUUACUCAUAAUCAUUUCUAUAACUCCAUUAAGACUUAAAGCAGGAAAUAUCAUUGACCUGUCGCUCAAAACAUUUGGCAAUAUUAUUAGGAUGUCCGUUACAUAUUUAAAUCUUCUUCGAUCACUUGACUAAACUUAAAGAAUUAAUCGUGAUAUAUAGACUAGAACGUCUAUCUGUGUGUUCCUUGUUAACUCCUAAAUCCUUUGACCGAUCUGGACUAAAUUUUGCACAGUUACUCUCUAGAUCUCUGCGGAAAAUGUAGGUUACCAUGAAACCUGUAAACACCCUACUUUUUUCACAAAUAAUUUCAUCCCUUUGAGAUUUCGUUAAUCCCGAGCAAUACCAAGUAAU